This is a messenger RNA of Aplosporella prunicola CBS 121167, 1510 nucleotides long. RefSeq lists its product as uncharacterized. Gene Ontology annotation, biological process: positive regulation of transcription by RNA polymerase II. The record is from RefSeq and is a predicted model, not a curated record. Gene Ontology annotation, molecular function: transcription cis-regulatory region binding; DNA-binding transcription factor activity. The coding region runs from base 218 to 1510 and encodes 430 amino acids. NCBI's taxonomy places the organism in Eukaryota, Fungi, Ascomycota, Dothideomycetes, Botryosphaeriales, Aplosporellaceae. The transcript has 6 exons. Gene Ontology annotation, cellular component: nucleus.
UCAGGUUUGUGGAGACUGAUGCCACGUCAAUUUGGGAUCAAGAUGCAGAUGAUUUCGAUGAUGAAGAGGGUCAAGAUAGCAUGUUUCCUCCAAGGAGUGAAUCCGAAUCAUGCACAGAAUCACCUAGGAUACUUUAACCGGUGACGCUCAUAUUUCAACUUGUAUAUUGGAUGAAACCUUGCCAGCCUGCAGCCCAGCCCGAGAACCUUCAGUGUCGAUGCAAGGGCCGUCCGAACAUGGGAGUCAUGUCCUAAAUAAUGUUCCUGAAAUCAGUGCAUUCGGUUAUUCUCCAGACGUAUACCUAGAUGCAUUCGAAUGGCCAGCAAUAUCACUGCAUGACCAGAAUCGGAGUGCGAGUACUGAAGAUUCACUUAGCGAUUGCGAUGAUCUUCAUCUCGACCUAACAGUCGACUCGUCCGGACUUUGGCCUUUGAAGACCAGCGAAGAAGCUUUACUCUUUCGAUAUUUUGUCACAGACUUGGCACCAUGGUUCGACUUUUGCGACAAAGACCGGCAUUUCGGUACGAUGGUAGUGCAGGCCUCUUCAACAUGUGAAACGCUGUUGAACGCAAUAUUAUCAGUUUCAGCCAGACAUCUCAGCAAGUCAGGCAGCUUUGACCCGCUUGCAUCUGACAAAUAUCAGCGAAAAUGUCUUCAGAUUCUCAUUCCAGCUCUGAAUAAUCAGCAUUCACUCUUGGAAUCUACGCUGUUUGCUGCUACUGCAAUUCUUCGUCUCUUUGAUGAAAUGGCUGACCCUGUUGAAGAUCGCCAAAGCUGCGGGCAUAUACUCGGGACACACAUUCUUCUCCGUGCAAAAGAAAAUACAACAGAUUCCAGUUUACGCGCAGCAUCCCUUCAGGUUGCGCUUCGGCAGGAGAUUUUCAUAUCAUUUCUUACUCGAACACCUAUACCGCCUCUCGCCGACUAUCUAAACAUUGAUCGAACAACUUCCCCCACAGAUGAUUACACAUGGGCUGUACGUAUGAUAGCAUUUACAGCUGACGUCUUGUCCUUCUGCUACGGCCACUCCGGAAGGGAUACAGGGUCUUGGCAGCGGCUGAAUGACUAUCUGGAAGAAUGGACAAGAUGCAAACCGCAGUCAUUCAGACCAAUACACUACGAACGGAAAGGUUGCGGAUACUUCCCGAAAAUUUGGUUUGCUAAUGAUUGCCACAUUGGUGCCCAGUUGUAUUCUGAUGUUUGUCGUAUAUUACUUCUCGUGCAUGAUCCGCGUAUGCCAUCCUUAGGCUUGGAUCGGUCUAUUGCUAUGAAGAGGGUGGAUAAUCGAGUUAGGCACUAUGUUCGGAGGAUGUGUGGUGUCGCCAUAUCACACCCGCAAGUACAACCUGCUGCUUCUGUAACUGGAAUGGUAAUAGCUAUGUGCGGUGAUCGUUUCUCCGAAAAGGAUGAGCAGCAGCAGUUGCUUCAUAUUCUAAAACAAUCAGAAGCCCACCUGACCUGGCCGCAUCUUAAAACUCAUGAACGUCUGAGCCAAUACUGGGGGUUAUAA